Trichobilharzia szidati is the source of this 2084-nucleotide messenger RNA. The record is from the annotation of a GenBank genome assembly. NCBI's taxonomy places the organism in Eukaryota, Metazoa, Platyhelminthes, Trematoda, Strigeidida, Schistosomatidae.
AUUAAAAUGUGAACAGUGAAACUGAGUGUGUGUGUGUAUAAGUCAGUUUAUCUAUCAUUUAUUGAUUUAUCAAGCAACUCUAACAAUGGCAAGCAAAUAUAGUCAUUACACAGAAGAGAUUUAUUCGCCGUAGAUAUAUAUAUAUUCAAUUUGUUUACUGUUUUUUUAAACUAUAUUUCUAAUGCAUUAUUCAACGAAACAAUUUGGAUAUUUCACACUCUUUACAAUUAUUGUAUUGCAUGCUUAUAUUUUUCUGGAUGAUGCAAAAGCAUAUCUUGUUAAUCAAUACUAUGGAGCAGUGAUGCUAUUUUCAAAUCUUUUCGAUGAACCCUAUCAAUCCUACUUACAUGUAUUUUUAACUUAUGCACCAAUUGUUGUCUUCAUGUGUACUAUGAUCUGUUCAACAAUAUUGAUUGGAUUAUGGAUUAUUUAUAAAACAUUGAAAUGGAUUGUAUAUAAUGCUUGGUUGGAGAUAUGUUAUCCAGUUGUCUGUUUAUUGAAGUAUGUAAUGAGUAAGGUAGUGAAGAGAAUGACUACAUCUCAUCAAGAUGAACAACAUAUCAAAGCUGAAUAAUAAUAAUAAAUCUUGUCCCUUUGUCAACUACUUUCCAAACGAUUAUUAUUAUUUCUCAGUCAACGAAUUAGUUGUCAAACCUCUUGAUUACGUGAGAAUAUUCCUAAUUUUUUCAAACAUAUUUAUUAUUAAUCCAUUUUGAUUUGCUUUAUUAUUAAAUGAAGUUGCGAAAAGAGGGGGUCUCUUUGCUGACUCAUGUAUUCCUAAUUACGUGAAAUCAGAAUUUUUCAUACUCCGACUAGUACUGUUUAACUAAAUGAUAAGUUAAUAGAAGGAAUCGUCUUUAUUCGCCCUGAACCUCUUUCGCACACAGACACACUCUCAGUGCAUAUGUACAUGUUUGCAAAUACAUCGUCGACUGCCCACAUGAUUUCAUUUAAUGUACGAUUACUCUAAAAGUGACAGCCCACGAAUUACAACAGUAUUUAUGUCAUUAUUAUUAUUGUUAUCCCCUUGAGUUCCGGGUGGAACAUAGGGCUUCAACAACCAAUCUACACUUUGUUCUAUUUUCUACUGACCUCUUCAGGUGUGUCCACAAUCGCCUAUAAUCUCUCAUCUCCUCCUCGCCAUACAAUCUCCUCCAUAUCACCCUCGGACUGACGACCCAUUCGUCGCUUCCCAUUGGGAUUCCACUCGAGCCAUUACCUGGCUAGCGAUAUCACUCGACAGUGUCCUCAAUAUAUGCCCGAUCAAUCCAUCUCCAUUUUCUAUUAAAUAUUUGUUGAGCGAUCGGUUCUUGCUUUGUUGGUUUGCUCCCAGCCAGGGUUUCUUGCUACUAAUUCUUUCUGGCCGGCUGGCUGGCUUUGACAACUUCAUCCGUUCCGACUGCCUGUGGUUGAAACCCUGCUUCCUAGAUAAGUGAAGGAAGGAAGUAACCUCGGUUAAAUCUCACCCCCUUGAUUGUGAUUGGUGCUGAUUAUUGUUGUUGUUGUUGGCCGGUUAUCUUCGUCACCUCCGUCUUCUAUAUGUUCACCUGCAGUCCUGUCUUCACUGCACUGUCUUCUUCAGCCAGUUUGUUGUUUUUCACCUAUCUUCUGGAGUCCUCUUAUCACUGGUCCAACUUAUUCCUGUAUCUCCUUGACACGGGUCAUGAAGUGGACGUCGAAAAGUCGUUCAAAAUUAUCAAUAGGCAGAAGAGCUAAAUUCUCCUUAAGUUUGCUGAAGCCAUUUCCAUCAAGCGCCUGAAACCUGAUUUAUGCUUCCAGAAAGAAGCAGUUAUCAGUCUUUCUUUGCCCUGGUAACUAAAUAUUUUUCACCCGAAUGCUAAAUGGUGAAAAGUUUCCACUGUAUAUGAUUAUUAUUGUUCGGAAUAGUGCUUAAUAUUACAUAUAUAUAUAUUAUUACUGUAUGCAUAUAUUGAUCGAUUGAUUGAUUUUUGUUUAAAAUGAACUCUGUGCAAAUAUGUUAAAAUUGUUUGUGUAGAUAUAUUCAAUAAUGUCUUUGGUCUGUAAGCAGAUAAGGAGAAUGCAACGAAAUAAAAGAUGGUACCACUUUAUUCUGCAAAAACUUU